UAUCCAUUCUCAUUCUGGUCAGUUGUCCAUGGCUGCUAGUCUCGGCCACACUACAAUGGUCUGGUCAUAUCGUCUGCUUCUUUUUCUGAUCUGACAAAUAAUAUCGCCAGCAGCCAUCCAAGUCUUGGAAUCACACCUCUUUCUCUCUCUAGCUCACUGCGCGUCUGUGUCUCGCCUGAUUGCCGCCGGGUCUUGGUUUGACACUGGAGUGUGUGUCACGCAAUUGACACUGAAGCGUGUGUCACGCACUUCGUGAACACUCGAGAUCGUGUUUGAUACAGCCCCCAAGCACGCAGGAAACUGCGGAGAGACUUCCACCAUGAGGCUUGACGUCAUCAUCGCCGCGUCGCUCUCAGCCACCCUCACCUUCCUCCUCUCCCGUCGCCUCUCGCCGUCUAAAUCCGAUUCGACGACACCAAAAGACGUAGGCGAUGACGGAAUAGACCGAACGUCGGCAGCUGAGCCCAUCGCCUCCUUCUCCUCCCCCGAUGCCGUUCAAGGGAAGAAAUCUCUGCCACGUGUACGGUCGGAGAUGGAGGUGGAGGACGAGCAGGACUACCACUUUCUCACAGUAGCGGCGGAGGAGGCGGAGGCGGGCGCGCACGAGAAGGACGGCGGGCCGUUCGGCGCGGUGAUUGUGCGGAACGGGGAGAUCAUCGCGCGCGCGCACAACGAGGUGCUCAAGCACAAGGACCCCACGUGCCACGCCGAAAUCAUCGCCAUUCAGAAGGCGUGCAAGGCGCUGGGCAAGAUCGAGCUGUCGGACUGUGUCAUCUACUCGUCCUGCGAGCCCUGCCCCAUGUCCUUCGCUGCCAUGUACCUCGCUCGACUGCCGCGCCUGGUUUACGGGGCACAGGCAGAGGCAGCCCACGACUUGGGGUACGACCCGUCGCACGUGGCAGACGCCAUCAGAGGCACGGCCACGUUUCAGAAGAGCAGCUGCCGGGUGAAGCGCAUCGUGCACCCCGAGGUGGCUAAGGUGUUCUGGAAACACCGGUCCACGGUCCAGAUCUACUAGUACCUGCUAGGGUGUUUGCACUAGAGGAACUGCAGUGACCUGUGUUGGAGUGCUGUGCGGCUUUCUGAUCAGAGGCUUGGACUCGGUAUCAGAAGAGCAGCCACUGUGUGAAGCGCAUCGUGCACUCCGUGUCAACUUAUACAUAUUAUCUAUGUAGAAGUUAUAGGCUAGACUGAGGUAUGCUUCUAGUGAGUACAACCAACUAGUAUUUGUUCUAGGUUUCCACCCCUAGGGGUGUGUCAACUUAUACAUAUUAUCUAUGUAGAAGUUAUAGGCUAGACUGAGGUAUGCUUCUAGUGAGUACAACCAACUAGUAUUUGUUCUAGGUUUCCACCCCUAGUAAUCAUUCG
Molecule: messenger RNA, 1368 nt
Organism: Closterium sp. NIES-67
Lineage: Eukaryota; Viridiplantae; Streptophyta; Zygnematophyceae; Desmidiales; Closteriaceae
Source: the annotation of a GenBank genome assembly